Messenger RNA from Mycotypha africana, 321 nucleotides. RefSeq lists its product as uncharacterized. Gene Ontology annotation, molecular function: calcium ion binding. The record is from RefSeq and is a predicted model, not a curated record. NCBI's taxonomy places the organism in Eukaryota, Fungi, Mucoromycota, Mucoromycetes, Mucorales, Mycotyphaceae. The annotation marks the transcript as partial. The transcript has a single exon.
GAAGAAUUGUUGGACAAGGAAAAUAGUAAUCAACUAUCAAGAGCGUUGCUUGUUGUACUAGAGGAGAUUUUCAAUAAAUUUGACAAAGAUCAUGAUGGUGCUUUGAACACACAGGAACUGGAUAGCUUCAUUUUUACCACUAAUGGAACCCAUCCUCCACCACAAUUUUUACGACAAAUGGGGUUACGAUUUGGAGCGAAUAAAAGAGGUUGGUUGACAAAGGAGGGCUUCUUUGCCUUUUACCUGGAACAGACAUUGGAUGACCCCUCAGAAACAAGAAAUGAUUUGGGCGUACACGGAUACGAUCCCCAGUCAUUAAGA